Molecule: messenger RNA, 456 nt
Organism: Tupaia belangeri chinensis (Chinese tree shrew)
Lineage: Eukaryota; Metazoa; Chordata; Mammalia; Scandentia; Tupaiidae
Product: class I histocompatibility antigen, Gogo-C*0101/C*0102 alpha chain-like
Exons: 3
Coding region: 28-381 (117 amino acids)
Source: RefSeq, a predicted model, not a curated record
GGGCUCAGAUCGCCCAGGACUCUGAGGAUGGCGGUUGUGACUCCCCGGACCCUCCUCCUGGUGCUCCCUGACCGAGACCUGGGCGGAGUCCUGUCCAGGGCGCCGCCUCCGCGGGUACAGUCAGGACGCCUAGGAUGGCAGGACCACACCGCCCUGAACAAGGACCUGCGCUCCUGGACCAGGGCUGACCCUGCGGCCCAGAUCUCCCAGCUCAAGUGGGAGGCAGCUGCUUGGGAGACCCAGUCAGGCCUACCUGGAGGUGUGUGUGUGCAGUGCCUGGGCACCCACUUGGAGAACAGGAAGGAGAUGCUGCAGCGCACAGGAGUUGGAUCUUCACGUUAUUAUUCAUACGAGCAUGAACAGAAGAGAGGCAAGUGCUGAGGAUAUAUUUCAUACUGUACCUUCUCAUUAUUUCUUCAAGUUUUGGGUAUCUUUGUUUUUAAAUCUUACCGUCCU